Messenger RNA from Melitaea cinxia (Glanville fritillary), 2251 nucleotides. It is a transcript of the gene Adss, whose product is annotated as adenylosuccinate synthetase. Gene Ontology annotation, molecular function: adenylosuccinate synthase activity; GTP binding. The record is from RefSeq and is a predicted model, not a curated record. Gene Ontology annotation, biological process: IMP metabolic process; 'de novo' AMP biosynthetic process. Bases 107 to 1462 code for a protein of 451 amino acids. Lineage: Eukaryota; Metazoa; Arthropoda; Insecta; Lepidoptera; Nymphalidae. Gene Ontology annotation, cellular component: cytoplasm. The transcript is spliced from 10 exons.
CGCAACACUACAAGUAAAACAACGUUUUUGUCGAACGGUUUCUGCGCGCGCAUGUCUCGUUCCCUCGCAAUCAUAUAAAUUUUCGAAGUCUACGAUUCGUAGAAGAAUGGCUUCGAUUACAAAUUCGAAACCCGCAGAAGUUAACGGUGAAUGUCCGUGUUCGAACAAGCAAUUUAAAAUGGCAAACAAUAAUAAAGUGACUGUUGUCUUGGGUGCCCAGUGGGGUGAUGAAGGAAAAGGAAAAGCGGUGGAUCUCCUUUCUUUGAACUCGGACAUCGUGUGCCGCUGUCAGGGAGGCAAUAACGCUGGACACACAGUUGUGGUGGACGGCAAGGAGUUCGACUUCCAUCUCCUCCCGAGCGGCAUUAUCAACACGAAAUGUACUUCAGUUAUAGGCAACGGUGUGGUCAUCCACCUGCCGGGUCUGUUCGAGGAGCUGAAGAAGAACGAGCUGAAAGGCAUGCACGGCUGGCAGCAACGCCUCAUCAUAUCGGACCGAGCGCACAUAGUAUUCGAUUUUCAUCAGCAGGUUGAUGGUCUCCAAGAAGCGGAAAAGGGCAAGAAUUCCCUUGGCACAACUAAGAAGGGCAUCGGCCCCACCUAUUCGUCCAAAGCGACCCGUAACGGUAUCAGGAUAGGCGACCUCCUUGGUGACUUCACUAUUUUUGAGGAAAAAUUCCGUACUCUAGCAGCGAACUACAAGAGGAUGUUUCCGUCCCUGGAGCUGGACAUAGAGAGUGAACUUGUCAGGUACAAGGAGUAUGCAGAUAAGAUUAGGCCGAUGGUCAAGGAUACAGUAUCAUACCUACAUAAGGAGAUUAAGAAUGGCAAGAAAGUUUUAGUUGAGGGUGCCAAUGCUGCUAUGUUGGAUAUUGAUUUUGGCACCUAUCCAUAUGUAACGUCAUCAAACUGCAGUAUCGGCGGCGUUUGUACGGGAUUAGGCAUCCCCCCCAAUCUAAUAGGGGACGUACUUGGAGUGGUCAAAGCAUACACGACACGUGUCGGAGACGGACCUUUUCCCACAGAGCUACAUGAUGAGACGGGCGAACUGCUGCAGGCGCGGGGCCACGAGGUGGGCGUGACGACGCGGCGCGUGCGGCGCUGCGGCUGGCUCGACCUCGUCAUCGUGCGCUACACCGCCACUGUCAACGGCUACACCGCAUUAUGCUUAACGAAACUGGAUAUACUUGAUACAUUGAAAGAAAUCAAAGUGGGUGUGGCUUACAAAGUAAAUGGAAAGAAAAUUGACUACUUCCCAUCGUCAAUGACCGAACUCAGCAAUGUUGAGGUGGAAUACUUGACGUUACCGGGCUGGGAUUGCAGUACUGAGAAUAUCAGAGAGAUGUCCAAAUUACCAGAGGCAGCGAGGAACUACGUCAGGAUUAUCGAGGAAUUCCUUGAAGUACCAGUGAAAUACAUCGGAGUGGGACAAGGCCGCGAGUCGAUCAUCAACGUCGACUAACAGCUGGACUACUCGUCUGCUUUAGAAAAUUUUAAUGUUACGUAGCACAUUUUGUCUUUAAAUCUCUAGAUACAAGAGCGUUUGAUUAUUUCAUACUAGUUCUUAUACCCGAAUUUAUUCCGAAUCUUAAUAAAGUCUGUAUAAUUACUAAUUAUAAUUACUAAUUACACCCAUAAAUAAAUCUCUUCAAUUUAGACACGUAAUACGGAACACGUACGGAAGUAGAAAAUCCACAUUUUAUUGUUAAAUAAUUUGUAAUAUUCCUUUCGUAAUUAGUAAAUAAAUAUAUGGUAAAAAAAAAACCACCUUACUACUUAAUACCAACGUACUUCCAUAAAUUAUUGUAACGUUAUUACGUUAUUUGAUAUCGAAUAUUUUAAAAUAAAAGUAUGAAUAGUCAAACGCACUCUAAAUCGUAUUAAAUUGUCAAUUUCUCGAUUAAUUCGGGAAUAAAAUGCGGUUUUAGUAAAAAAUAAAAAUAGAUGCCGAUCAUUUAGAAGCAGUAUUUUAUAUUUGAUCACGCUACGCGAGAGCAAUUGGUUAGGAUAUCUUAAAUAUAUUGCAUAUAAUAUAUACAAUCGAUUUUAAUGGAAAUUGUACAAAUUAACAUUAAGAGGAAAGGGUAUCUGAGAGACUUUUGAAAAAUAGGUAUUUGAAUAAAAUGUUCCUGUCUCGCUGUAUGCUGCCGCCGCGCCCCGAGACAAGAAAGGAAUUAUUUACCAAAAUAGCAUUUCGUAGUCGACUACUUCCUCCCCAAAACAUGCCAAAUUGUUUAUUUUUGUUUCUAUG